AUGGGCAAGGCCUACCGCCCGAAAAGCGCCACACAACGCCAAGGAGCCAAUGCUCGCGAAAAAUUUCGGAAUAUCGACAUUAACAGCGCUUAUGAGACGUUGAUUAGCAAAAUCCAACCGGCCCUCAACGCCACCCAACUCAAUGAGCUCCCCAAGGUGAAGCGCCUCCAGCUGGCCAUCCACUAUAUUAAGUACCUGGAGGGCGUGCUCGGCCAGGAGCACGAGUAUAAGGAGAAUCCGCAGAACCUGCUGCAGCAAUUCCAAGACCAAGCUCUCGAAGUGAUUCGGUACCCUUCCGCUCAAUCCGUCAACUGCGGUUAUCCCGCCGGAAUGCUCCCAUCAUUCUCGUUUACUUCUGAAGAUUGGAAUCAGAUUUCGCCCGUCUACCCGGAAUAUCAAUCGCCAAACGGAUAUUCGAGCCAA
Mesorhabditis spiculigera is the source of this 423-nucleotide messenger RNA. The record is from the annotation of a GenBank genome assembly. NCBI's taxonomy places the organism in Eukaryota, Metazoa, Nematoda, Chromadorea, Rhabditida, Rhabditidae.